AUGUAUUUAGAGGUAUUGAAAACAAAGGAAUCAGUUCAGUUUGCUUUAACUGAUUUAGUUAUUCGCAGUUUAGUUCAAGAAAAAAUUAUAUUACGAAAACUGUUUGAAGGUAGCACUAGCUUAUCUAGUAGUAUUAUUAUAACUGGUAUAAUACCUGAUACACAA
Molecule: messenger RNA, 165 nt
Organism: Funneliformis geosporum
Lineage: Eukaryota; Fungi; Glomeromycota; Glomeromycetes; Glomerales; Glomeraceae
Source: the annotation of a GenBank genome assembly